This is a messenger RNA of Aedes albopictus (Asian tiger mosquito), 1890 nucleotides long. RefSeq lists its product as uncharacterized. Lineage: Eukaryota; Metazoa; Arthropoda; Insecta; Diptera; Culicidae. The record is from RefSeq and is a predicted model, not a curated record. Bases 16 to 1479 code for a protein of 487 amino acids. The transcript is spliced from 2 exons.
ACCAUAUUUCUGGAAAUGGUAGAACUCUGCAUCAACAGCAGUUACUUCCGUUUCAGAGAUAAGAUCUAUCAGCAGACGUUUGGGACUGCAAUGGGUAGCCCCCUCUCCCCCAUACUAGCAGAUUACGUUAUGGAAGAUCUACUAGAAUCCGUCACUAAAAAGCUGAAUUUUUCGAUCCGGGUUCUGAAGAAAUACGUGGACGAUCUCUUUCUGAUUCUACCGAGAUCAGAAGUGCAACGAACGUUGGACGCAUUCAACGAGUACAAUCCACACAUCCAAUUCACCAUCGAAAUGGAAAAGGAUGGCAAACUCCCUUUCCUAGACACACUAACGAUCCGCUCCGAUAAUCAAUCCGUAAAAACACAAUGGUAUUCAAAACCCAUCUCAUCCGGCAGACUCCUCAAUUACUACUCCUUCCACCCGAUGUCAAUGAAGAUGAAUGUUGCAGCCAAUUUCAUUGAACGUGUUAUGCGACUCACCACUGACGGCUCCACCGAACAACAGAAACAAAAAAUAUUCCACAUCCUACGCCUAAACAAUUAUCCGUCAUCACUCAUUAACCGCUUGAUCAACCGCAUCCCCAUCAACCGCAUCCACAACACCGCUCAUCAAGCCGCUCAUCCAACCGUCUCACCGAAUGCCAAUGACGAAGUGAAUUCCGAUUAUGCACCGCUCACUCAACAACAAACGUCGAUCCUGCCACCCACAUCUGUUCCACCAAACUCGCCACCCCCUCGCCAAAACUCCACCGCCACCGCCUCACCACCGCUACCAUGCUCGUCAACGACAACAUCAGCUCCAAACAUCCUCAUAAACGACAUUCCAGCACAUCACCAAGCGACUACCACUCCAGUAGCAGAAGAUCAUCAUCAAACCAAUCCGGUCACCUACAGAUCGAUGCCGCACAUCCCCAUGCUCACUAGGACCAUCUCGAACAUCCUGAAAAAAGAUUAUAACAACGUAAAAAUAGCCACACGAAACAUAAAAACGACAAAAACGCUGCUCAAACCAGUCAAGGACCCAAUACCCCCACUAGAUCAAAACAACGUGAUCUAUAGCAUUCCAUGCAAUGACUGUAAUAAUGUAUACAUCGGAAUGACCACAAAUCAUCUGAAAAGACGAAUAUGUGGUCACCGAUCAGAUAUAAACAAACUUGUAAACCUGGCAUCGGACAACACACAAGCAAAAACAGCCCUCACCCAACACAUAACCACCGAACAACACACAUUUAACCUAGAUAACACGAAAAUCAUAGAUCGCACUUUCCGAUCAACUGCCCUCCCCAUGUUAGAAAUGUGCCAUAUCCAAAACACUCCCAACACAGUCAACUACCGCACAGAUGUGGAUGGACUGAACACAACCUAUGCCGGUAUACUCCACACUAUAAAAACAAAUCUUUCUCGUAGAAAGCCAAGAAGCAAUAAUGACAGCACUACUACAUACAACUUAGGAUUUGACCAAAACGAACAGUCGACAUAGUCGAAAAGCUUUUAGCUAUCCAUCCCGCCAUCUUCAAACUCACCGUUGGCCAUUGCUCAGUCUAUCGUCCAGUGUAGUGCAUGUCGUUGAUAAUUGCUAUAGUGUCCCAGUGUCCCAAAAUUGAUAAAUUAAUGUGUAAAAUUGUAUACAAGAAGCUCCCCCUCAAAAAUCCGGCAAUACCCAAUGUAACGAGAAACGGUUGACAGCGUAAGAAAAUUAUCUGUUAUAUGUAGUGCGAAUAGUCGUUUUUUAAAAUGUUUCUAUGUUUAUAGUAUCCCCUUGAAAAAGGCCCAAUAAAAGAGCCGAAACGUCGGGCAAAGCAAAACUCACCGUUUUGAAUAGUCCAAGACUGAGAAAGCCAAUUUUUCCGGAAGUAACAAAUUUCCAGUCGCACUCACCCAGCACAAUCCC